Otolemur garnettii (small-eared galago) is the source of this 1671-nucleotide messenger RNA. It is a transcript of the gene BHMT2, whose product is annotated as betaine--homocysteine S-methyltransferase 2. The transcript has 8 exons. Lineage: Eukaryota; Metazoa; Chordata; Mammalia; Primates; Galagidae. Gene Ontology annotation, molecular function: zinc ion binding; betaine-homocysteine S-methyltransferase activity. The record is from RefSeq and is a predicted model, not a curated record. Bases 148 to 1239 code for a protein of 363 amino acids.
CGAGCCCAGGGCAGCGCACCUGCUCCGCGGCCGGCGGACAGCCUGGGCGGCGCGGCCGGAGCGCGAGGUCGGACCCUCCCCCGGGCGAAGGGCGGGCUCCUGGACCGCGGCGCGCUCGGGGACCGGAGCCUGCAGGGCCGCGGCACGAUGGCACCAGCCGGACGCCCGGGGGCCAAGAAGGGUAUUUUGGAGCGUCUGGAUGGUGGGGAGGUUGUAGUUGGUGAUGGCAGCUUUCUCAUUACUCUGGAGAAGAGAGGCUACGUGAAGGCCGGGCUCUGGACUCCGGAGGCGGUAGUAGAACAUCCAGGCGCAGUUCGUCAGCUUCACAUGGAAUUCUUGAGAGCCGGAUCAAAUGUUAUGCAGACUUUCACCUUUUCUGCCAGUGAGGACAAUAUGGAAAGCAAGUGGGAAGAUGUAAAUGCUGCCGCCUGUGACCUCGCCAGGGAAGUGGCCGGCGAAGGGGAUGCUUUGGUAGCAGGAGGGAUCUGCCAGACGUCCCUGUACAAAUACCACAAAGAUGAAGCUAGAAUUAAAAAACUUUUUCAACAACAGCUAGAGGUUUUUACCAGGAAAGAUGUGGACUUCUUGAUUGCAGAGUAUUUUGAGCAUGUCGAAGAAGCUGUGUGGGCUGUGGAAGUCUUAAAAGAAUCAGGCAAACCUGUGGCAGCGACCAUGUGCAUAGGCCCGGAGGGAGACAUGCAUGACGUGAGCCCCGGAGAAUGUGCCGCGAAGCUGGUGAAGGCAGGGGCUGCCAUCGUUGGUGUGAACUGCCGAUUUGGGCCCUGGACCAGUCUGAAGACGGUGGGGCUCAUGAAGGAGGGCCUGGGGGCUGCAGGGCUGAAAGCCCACCUUAUGGUGCAGUCCCUGGGGUUCCACACGCCCGACUGUGGCAAAGGAGGGUUUGUGGAUCUCCCAGAAUAUCCCUUCGGACUGGAGCCCAGAGUUGUCACCAGAUGGGAUAUUCAGAAGUAUGCCAGAGAGGCCUACAACCUGGGGGUCAGGUACAUUGGCGGGUGCUGUGGAUUUGAGCCCUACCACAUCAGGGCAAUCGCAGAGGAGCUGGCCCCAGAAAGGGGAUUUUUGCCUCUGGCUUCUGAAAAACAUGGCAGCUGGGGAAGUGGUCUCAAUAUGCACACCAAACCCUGGAUUAGAGCAAGGGCUAGAAGGGAGUAUUGGGAAAAUCUGCUCCCAGCUUCAGGCAGACCUUUCUGUCCUUCGCUUUCAAAGCCAGAUGUCUAAGGAACAGUGAAAGAAAACCCUGAAAUCAUAGAUCAGAAAGAAGUUGUCCUUAAGCCCCCCUGGAAUCUUGCUCACCUCCCUCCUGUCUCCACCUGCUGCGGCCCCAGUUGGAUGGCUGUCUGCAUGUUGAGCUCCUGCUGUGGUUGAGCCCCUCUGUGGAUGCUGCGGAGAUGCAGGGAGGAUGAGAGUGGCCCCCCCGGCUCCCCACCUCUUACUGUCCAGGAGUGCCGCUGUGCACUCUGCUGAAGAUCAUCGAGAAGAGCCAGACUUGCCUCUGACAUUUAAAAUAAUCGGAAGUCACUACGAAUCGAACCUAGUGAAUUAGUCAGGUGACUAAGCUAGAUGCUCUAAGCCAGUGUUUUUCAACCUUUUUUUUAAUCUCAGGGCACACUUGAACCUAUAGUUAAACUUUUAUGGCACACUUAAAUUAUG